AUGGCGCGGAUAAUACUGUCCCGCAAAACCACGAAUCUCCUGGUGUUUAUCCUGUUCGUGGUGAUCGUGGCUUCAGUGUUCAAGAUCAGUGUGCCUGAUACUUCCCUAGACCCAGCGACCCUCUACCACCACGCCACCGGUCACGACAAGAACGAACCGGACUACUGGGAAUGGGAAACAACCACACGUUUCGCUCCUAUCAAGAAUCAGUUCACCGCCAGUUCCAGCGCUGAUGACGACCACCUGUGCGACUCUUUCCCCACCUAUGUGUUGUCACGCAUCCAGGUCGUGCUGAAGAUCGGGGCGUCCGAGCCCGCCGAUCGCGUGGACGCUCAGAUCUCGACCGUCACCCGUUGUAUACCGAACCUCCUCAUCGUCUCCGAUCGCGAAAGUGAACUCAAAGGUCAUCGCGUGCACGACAUUCUUGCGACGCUUCCCGAAUCAUUUCGCUUCAAUGUGACGGACCUCGAGCCCUACGAAGCCUUGAGGCGAGGCGAUGAGAAGGCGGUGGGGAGCAACGAGGGCUGGUAUCUCGAUCGCUUCAAAUUCUUGCCCAUGGUCGAACGCGCUCAUGAGACGAACCCGACCGCGCAGUGGUACGUUUUUCUGGAGUCUGAUACUUACUAUGUGUGGGACAACCUCUUCCGUCUUCUCGAUCAGUACGACCCGUCGGAACCUUUGUAUUUUGGUUCGCCAUCGCCUGGACGUGAGAUUUCCCAGGGAAAGCCAAUGUAUUUUGCGUACGGUGGCGCCGGGUUUGUACUCUCCGGGGGUGCGAUGAAGAAGAUGGUGCACAGGCAUCACGGCUCAAUGGGCGAAUGCAUCGAGCCAUCUCUGAGUCUGCAGUAUGAGGAUAUAGUGAAGGGUGACUGUUGCGGGGAUUCCGUGCUGGGUUGGGUGUUGUACCAGAAGGGCGUCAAGUUGUCGGGGCUGUGGCCCAUGUUUAACCCACAUCCGCUGCAUAGCAUUCCGUUCGACAACGCGUACUGGUGUCAGCCUGUAAUUAGCAUGCAUAAGACUAUGUUGUCAGACAUGAAGGGGCUGAUCGAAUGGGAGAACCAACGAGAUCGCAAGAAACCUUUACUAUACGCAGAUCUGUUUGAAUACACGCGCAUGGGGACAUUCGAAAGCAAACCUGACUGGGACAACGGGGACUGGGGUGGUUUCAGAGAGCCCGACGAGUCACCGGCACACAUGUCCAUGGAAGCCUGUAGGACUGCAUGCCACGAGCAUGCGGAAUGUUUGUCGUACACCUACGAUCAUUCCGGCCAUUGUAUCUUGGUGCGGACAAUGCGACUGGGUCAUAGUAAGCCGCCCACCAACGAAGUGCGACUCUCCGCCGGUUGGGAUGUGUCGAAAAUGCGGAAUUGGCGAGCGUCGCAUCAAUGUGAGAAGCCUAUGUGGGUAAAACCGAGUAUUACACGGAUCUUCUAG
Molecule: messenger RNA, 1434 nt
Organism: Aspergillus oryzae RIB40
Lineage: Eukaryota; Fungi; Ascomycota; Eurotiomycetes; Eurotiales; Aspergillaceae
Exons: 2
Coding region: 1-1434 (477 amino acids)
Cellular component (GO): membrane
Molecular function (GO): glycosyltransferase activity
Source: RefSeq, a predicted model, not a curated record